Messenger RNA from Limanda limanda (common dab), 2637 nucleotides. It is a transcript of the gene fuz, whose product is annotated as fuzzy planar cell polarity protein. Gene Ontology annotation, biological process: vesicle-mediated transport; non-motile cilium assembly. The transcript has a single exon. NCBI's taxonomy places the organism in Eukaryota, Metazoa, Chordata, Actinopteri, Pleuronectiformes, Pleuronectidae. Bases 315 to 1601 code for a protein of 428 amino acids. The record is from RefSeq and is a predicted model, not a curated record.
UCCAUCAGCUGAAUGGGAAACCGUUAGCUGAGCGGUUCAGUAACCCGGAAAGCACGUGUGUAGAACGUGUAUUCUGCUAGCUAACAUCCUGGAGAUUAUUACAUUGUUAUUACACAUCAUUGGAGAUUAUUACAUUGUUAUUACACAUCAUUUGACUGACAAUAAGUACACUCGGGGUGGGGCAAUUAGGGGUUCAGUAACUUGCCAAGGACACUUCAGCAUGCAGAUGGGGAAGAGUGGGGAUUGAACCGCCAGCCUUCCUGUUGGAGAACAACCACUCUAUCCCCUAGGCCACACCGCCCCCCGAUGAGGAGAUGAUGCUCCAGGACGGAUCCACGCACCUCCUCUGCCUCACCGCCAGCAGCGGGGUCCCCCUGUUCACCCGGGGGGCCCCCAGGCAGCUGCCCUUCCCCGUCAUCGGCUCCCUGAACGGCGUCCACAUGUUCGGCGGCGGCCAGGGGGUCGAGCUGACCUCCUGCGAGACCGAGGGCGGGGGGAAGGUGGUGUGGAGGGUGUUCCGGGACAGCGUGAUGCUCAUCGCCGUCAGCGGAGGCGGCAGCAGCAGCAAGGAGGAGGAGGCUCGUCUGCAGCGCCUCCUGGAGGACGUGUGGAGCUGCAUGGUGCUGGUGCUGGGCCAGGACGAGCUGGCCAACAUGAGGAACGUGGAGAGGCUGAAGCGGGACCUGCGCUCCUGCUUCAGCCUCAUCGACCGGCUGCUGGAGGAGAGACAGCAGGGCAUCCUGGGGAACCUGACUCACUGCGCCGACUCGCUCCUGCCUCCCAACCCGGCUCUCCUCCAGCAGGCAGUGGACGGCUUCGCCCAGGCCGCGGACAGCGAGUUCGGAUGCCUCCUGGUCCACGGGCGGAUCGCUGCGGCCACGGAGAAGUGGUGGCGUCUGGCUCCGCAGGAGGUGGUGCUGCUCUCCACUGUGAUCCGGUCCCUCUCGGCCUCGGGAUCCGCUUCCUGCGAUUACCCGGUGUUCCUUCCCCACGGCAGCCCCACAGUGGCUCACCGCCUGCUCCGCUUCCAGCUGCUUCCAGGGGUAGACGUGUGCGUGCUGUGUGGUCCCACUCCUUCCCUGCACCGAGCCGAGAGCGAGCUGGUGGGUCGUUUCUGGUCCCCGCUGGUGGAGGCCCUGAGAGACUGCCUGGCCGUAGGAGAGCGCUGCAUGCCGACAUCUGUGCCCCUGCGCCCUGAUGUGAUGGCCCUUCUCCUCAUCAACCGCGAGACACGCCGGUCGGUCUCCUGUGUGCGGACUCAUCACCUGCCCAGUGACCCUCCUUUACCCUCGGAGGCCCGCUGCUGGGAGCUGCUGAAGCUGCUCUACAUCUUCAGCAGCACACGCUACUUCAGCCAGGAGGAGGCAUCGUGCGUCUCCCCGGAGGAGAGGUCUCACAGAGGCAACACUGAAGACUUUGUCCUGGGGUUCUCACACCAGCCGCUACAAUGCUACUCGGUCACAGAAGAAUGUAAAAGCUACGGACUUCAGACAGCACAGCACCAGCUCUUUCUGCUCACCCCCCCGUCGGUCCCCACCUUCGCACUGCGUUCUGUGGCCACGCAGACUCUCUCUGACAUAGUUGCAGCCACUGGGUUUUAAGGGAAAAGUUUACGUUGCUAUAACACCUCAGUUUCUGGUAAAUCUCGUACCUUUUGACCUAAUAAUAUAUCAUUGAAUGGGUGGAUAGCCUUUCAACUGUGAUUUGUAUUCUUUACGGAUUUUCAUGUUUUCUUUCUGAUGACUGCAAACAUACAAUUACAUGAUGACAAUCAGAUCUAUAGUAGAGGCAUAUAAAUAUCUUCCAUGUAUUCAUCUUUUAUAAAGACUGAUUGACAGACAGCACACCAGGCAUGUUCGAUAUAAUACGGUUACUUAUUUAAAAUAACAUUGUGCAACUUUUUGACCUAAAAAUAGCAGCUACAAAAUAAGUUGAUUGGUCACUGACUUAGAAGAGGGAGAAUGGUGCUGCUAUCAUUUCAGUGAGUUGGGUUAUUCUCUCAAAGCUCCAGGUUUUGGGGUUUUUUCUCUACAUGAAACCCCAAUAUUACUUGUGUGCCUGCAGAGGGCACUGUUGUUCAGUAAAACCCUAUGGUAAAACGUCACACAGCGUCCUUACAGCUUUGUUUGUCUUGUAAGUGAUCACUGUUUCCCAUUUAUGUUUAGCUUGGCGUCAGGGCUGUUGCUACAGCAAUGAAACCUGAGCAGAUCUCAGUUUCACAUUACAUUUUCUUACUGCUACUGAAUACUAAUGUUACCUCCUAGGAUUUCACUUCACCUCAGAGUGCAUCAGAGAAACGUGAAGAUGUUGCACUGGGAAAAAAUGUGCCUGCUGUCUGUUGUUUGAACAUUAUGAAUUGUUUGUCUCAACAUAAUAGUAUAUAUUUGUCUUUUCUAGUUCCUAUAUAUAUAUAUAUUUGGUUGAUUACUUUCUAUGGGUCUUUGUAUCAUUCAGGGAUUUAAUCCCAUUUUCUUAUCAAUUAUGAGAUAGUUACAAUAUUUGCACUCAAUGUGUUGAAUGUUUCAUUGCAAAACUCAAAUGUGCAACUUCAAAUAAGACAUAUAAACCAUUUGCCAAUGAAGCUACAUCAGCUCAGUGGUUAUAAUAUUACAUUUCAAUAAAACUGCCACUUAUAUA